GUAGACGUUGGAAUACAAUAAUGAAAACGUUUGCCAUGCAGGAUAGAAACCCUACAGGGACCUCUCUUCGAACAGCUACAACUAUAAGUAGCCAUCGAUGGAGAUGAAAAGCUCAGAAAAAAUAUAAAGCAAGCUACAAGUACGAGCAGCACAGAUACUUAUAGAGGUUUUACUGUAUUUUAUAUUGAUUAAUUGAUGGCAAUGGCUUCGGAAGUUGGCGGAUGGGAGGAGGUGCAGAAGGCAGAGGCUGACGAGAAGCUGGAUGGCACUUCUUACACGGAAAGCAAUGUCUCGGGCUCCGAUUCAAAAGUUUCUGACCUAACAAAAGAAGCCAAUGCGAAGACAGAGAACAAUGUGGAAGAUAAAGGAGAGAAGAAGAACGAAGAAACCUAUGCUGCUAUCGGAGAUGAAGAAGAAGAUGAUGAGAAGCUUCAAUGCCAUCAUAGCUCCGACUCCGACACUAAGUCUAAUGGCUCUGGAAAUAACUCCGACCACAGCUCUAAAUCAGCCACUCAAACCAAUUCCAAGGAGAAAGCUUUGAAGAAGAAACAAAAGAAAAGAGCUCUGAAAGGGAGAUCAAAGAAACAAACAACUGAACCGAAAGCUGAAGACGAGCUUGAAUGCCGCAGCGGUCAUUCGAACACCAAUUCUGGAGCAGAUUCAGACAACAGUACUAAAUCGAACUCCAGCUCCAAAUCUAACUCUGGCCCCAAAUCUGGCUCAAACUCGGGAAACGAGAAAAAGAAGGAAAAGAAAGAGAUUUCCGAUCAAAAGAAAGGUGAAAGCUUCAAUGAACAGAAGGAAACUGCAGAGGAGAAUAAGCUCACUGAAGCUGCAGAUGAAACUAAAGCAAAGGGUGAAAGCAAUAGCGAAAUUACAACAGCAAAGGAAAAGAAGGGAAUAAUUGGAAGGAUCAUUGAAAAGCUGCCGGUUUAAUAGUAGAAAUGGCCAAUGAAUGCUGCUAUCACAUAAUGGGCUUGUUUAAAUAAAUUUGAAGUCAUAUAUGUUGGUUUUACGCAUUUGAUGAUUGUCUUUGUCUAAGGUGUGUGUGCUUUGUGUGACUGUGAAGAAUAUGGUUUGUUAAGUAUGAGAGGCAUUAAAAGCCGUUAUAUGGUUAUAUGCCAAUGUAAAUAAAUCUUUGCAUAAAUGAAAUUAUGAAAUUUUUACA
Dendrobium catenatum is the source of this 1168-nucleotide messenger RNA. RefSeq names its product probable elastin-binding protein EbpS. The transcript has 4 exons. The record is from RefSeq and is a predicted model, not a curated record. The coding region runs from base 196 to 936 and encodes 246 amino acids. Lineage: Eukaryota; Viridiplantae; Streptophyta; Magnoliopsida; Asparagales; Orchidaceae.